This is a messenger RNA of Gracilinanus agilis (Agile Gracile Mouse Opossum), 8138 nucleotides long. RefSeq names its product ankyrin repeat and KH domain containing 1 (gene ANKHD1). Gene Ontology annotation, biological process: innate immune response. The coding region runs from base 1 to 7698 and encodes 2565 amino acids. Lineage: Eukaryota; Metazoa; Chordata; Mammalia; Didelphimorphia; Didelphidae. The transcript is spliced from 36 exons. Gene Ontology annotation, molecular function: RNA binding; protein binding. The record is from RefSeq and is a predicted model, not a curated record. Gene Ontology annotation, cellular component: cytoplasm.
AUGAAAUCCCCCAUUGUUGGGAAGCGAUGGGCAAGGAAGCUAGCCAAUAAGAACACAGAAAGACCGGAAAUUGGCGCGCGCGGAGCAGAGGGUGGGCGCUCGCAACCGCCUCGGCCUGCGCUGCUCAACGCAGCUUGGUGGCCUCGAGCCAGCGAGCAGCGCGUGACGAAGGGACUGAGCGACGGGCGGCCGCGGCCAAUAAACGGCGGCCGCCGGGGCUCUGCAGCCAGUGGCGAGUGGGGGGGCGGGAGGCAGCAGGUUGAGUCAUUUAUUUUGGACCAAGAAGAUCUGGAUAACCCAGUGCUUAAAACAACAUCAGAGUUAUUCUUAUCGAGUGCAGCAGAAGGGACAGAUUUACGCACAGUGGAUCCAGAGACGCAAGCAAGAUUAGAAGCAUUGUUGGAAGCAGCAGGAAUUGGUAAAUUGUCAACUGCCGAUGGUAAAGCCUUCGCAGAUCCUGAGGUGCUUCGAAGACUGACUUCCUCUGUCAGCUGUGCAUUGGAUGAAGCUGCUGCUGCUUUGACACGAAUGAGAGCAGAGAACAGUCAUAAUGCAGGACAAGUGGACAAUCGCAGUUUGGCAGAAGCCUGCUCAGAUGGGGAUGUGAAUGCUGUCCGCAAAUUGCUAGAUGAAGGAAGAAGUGUAAACGAGCAUACUGAAGAAGGAGAAAGUUUGCUUUGUUUGGCCUGUUCAGCAGGGUACUAUGAAUUGGCACAAGUAUUGCUUGCUAUGCAUGCCAAUGUUGAAGAUCGAGGGAAUAAAGGAGACAUAACUCCACUAAUGGCAGCUGCCAGUGGAGGCUAUGUAGACAUUGUGAAGUUGUUGCUUGUUCAUUGUGCAGAUGUCAAUGCCCAGUCUUCAACAGGAAACACAGCACUAACUUAUGCUUGUGCUGGGGGAUUUGUGGACAUUGUAAAAGUACUAUUGAAAGCAGGAGCUAACAUAGAGGAUCACAAUGAAAAUGGCCAUACUCCCUUAAUGGAAGCGGCUAGUGCUGGUCAUGUGGAAGUUGCCAGAGUUCUCCUGGAGUAUGGGGCAGGCAUUAACACUCACUCAAAUGAAUUCAAAGAGAGUGCGCUUACACUUGCAUGUUAUAAAGGCCAUUUAGAUAUGGUUCGUUUUCUGCUUGAAGCUGGUGCAGAUCAAGAACACAAAACGGAUGAGAUGCACACAGCACUAAUGGAGGCCUGCAUGGAUGGACAUGUAGAGGUAGCACGACUGCUUUUGGAUAGUGGGGCUCAAGUGAAUAUGCCUGCAGAUUCAUUUGAGUCUCCACUAACGUUAGCAGCUUGUGGUGGACAUGUUGAGUUGGCAGCUUUAUUGAUAGAAAGGGGAGCAAAUCUUGAAGAAGUUAAUGAUGAAGGUUAUACUCCCUUGAUGGAAGCUGCUCGAGAAGGUCAUGAAGAGAUGGUAGCACUCCUCUUAGCACAAGGAGCAAAUAUAAAUGCACAGACUGAAGAAACACAAGAAACUGCUCUUACUUUAGCAUGCUGUGGAGGAUUUUCUGAAGUAGCUGAUUUCCUGAUUAAAGCAGGGGCUGAUAUAGAACUAGGGUGCUCAACACCUUUAAUGGAGGCUGCUCAAGAGGGACACCUUGAAUUAGUUAAAUAUUUACUGGCAGCAGGGGCUAAUGUUCAUGCCACAACAGCAACAGGAGAUACAGCUCUGACUUAUGCUUGUGAAAAUGGGCAUACUGAUGUUGCAGAUGUGCUACUUCAAGCAGGGGCUGACUUAGACAAGCAGGAGGACUUAAAGAAGACUAUUUUGGAGGGCAUAGAGACGGCCAAGCAUCAGGAACAUGAAUCUGAAGGUGGGAGAACUCCUUUAAUGAAAGCUGCCCGAGCUGGUCAUUUGUGUACUGUACAAUUUCUUAUUAGCAAAGGUGCUAAUGUGAAUAGAGCUACAGCUAAUAAUGACCACACAGUAGUAUCACUGGCAUGUGCAGGAGGCCAUCUGGCAGUUGUUGAACUACUGCUGGCCCAUGGAGCUGACCCUACUCAUCGACUAAAGGAUGGCUCAACAAUGCUCAUUGAAGCUGCAAAAGGUGGUCAUACCAAUGUUGUUUCUUAUUUGCUUGAUUAUCCAAACAACAUUCUCUCAGUUCCUGCCACAGACAUGUCUCAGCUUACCCCACCUUCUCAGGAUCAAUCUCAGGUUCCACGUGUACCAGUGCAUGCACUUGCCAUGGUUGUACCUCCCCAAGAACCUGACAGAGCUCCUCAAGAUAGCUCCCCAACACUCUUGGGAGUACAGAAAGGUACAUCCAAGCAGAAGUCAAGUUCCCUGCAGGUAGCAGAUCAGGAUCUACUGCCAUCUUUUCACCCCUACCAGCCUUUGGAAUGCAUAGUAGAGGAGACUGAAGGCAAGCUGAAUGAACUGGGACAGAGAAUUAGUGCUAUUGAAAAAGCACAACUGAAAUCAUUGGAGUUAAUUCAAGGUGAACCUCUGAACAAAGAUAAGAUAGAAGAACUUAAAAAGAACAGAGAAGAACAAGUCCAGAAGAAAAAGAAAAUACUGAAGGAACUGCAGAAAGUGGAAAGGCAAUUGCAAAUGAAAACACAGCAGCAAUUUACCAAAGAAUACUUGGAGACCAAAGGUCAGACAGACCCAUCGCUAGCACAGCAACAGUGCCCUCACAGAGGUGUCUUUCCAGAAGGGGAAGGAGAUGAUAGUAUCCCAGAGGAUAAUUUUUCAGUGUUACCUCAGGUUGAUGCAGUUUUAGCUAAGGAGGAAGAUGAUGAUGAUGAGCAACAGUCUCCACCCCCUGCAGAGCAAAUUGAUUUUGUCCCUGUCCAGCCUUUACCAUCUUCACAGUGUAACUUUUCUGGUGACUUAGGUUAUAAUGGGACAAAUUCUCUUGAACUUCAGAAAGCAUUAGGUAAUCAGCAGAAUGUAGGACAGCAACAGAUUGCUGGACAUGGGCAGGGACUGUUAGUUCAAGAACCAGAUGGACUAAUGGUUGCAACUCCAGCACAGACGCUUACCGACACUCUUGAUGACCUGAUAGCAGCUGUGAGUAGCAGAGUGCCCACUGGGUCCAGCAGUUCCUCUCGCACUACAGAAUCCCCUACACCUGAACCCUGUUCACAGACUCCAAGCAAUGUGGCUUCCCAGCCAAUGCUCCCUAUGUAUCCUUCAGUUGACAUUGAUGCCCAUACGGAGAGUAAUCAUGACACUGCAUUAACACUUGCCUGUGCAGGUGGUCAUGAAGAACUUGUGUCUGUAUUAAUUGCACGAGAUGCAAAAAUUGAACACAGAGACAAAAAAGGUUUUACCCCCCUGAUUCUGGCAGCAACUGCUGGACAUGUUGGAGUAGUGGAAAUCCUUUUAGAUAAAGGUGGAGACAUAGAAGCACAGUCUGAACGCACUAAGGAUACCCCACUUUCACUUGCAUGCUCUGGUGGGCGUCAGGAGGUAGUUGACUUGCUGCUGGCUCGAGGGGCAAAUAAAGAGCAUAGGAAUGUGUCAGAUUAUACACCAUUGAGUCUGGCUGCAUCUGGAGGAUAUGUCAAUAUCAUUAAGAUUCUGCUAAAUGCUGGGGCAGAAAUCAACUCCCGAACCGGGAGUAAAUUAGGCAUUUCCCCUCUCAUGUUGGCUGCCAUGAAUGGGCAUGUUCCUGCAGUGAAGCUGUUGCUUGAUAUGGGUUCUGAUAUUAAUGCUCAAAUAGAGACCAAUCGGAACACAGCCCUUACCUUGGCCUGUUUCCAGGGACGAGCAGAGGUAGUCAGUUUGCUUUUGGACCGAAAAGCAAAUGUUGAGCAUAGAGCAAAGACUGGCCUUACCCCUUUGAUGGAAGCGGCUUCAGGAGGUUAUGCAGAAGUUGGAAGAGUUCUCCUGGAUAAAGGAGCAGAUGUCAAUGCUCCUCCUGUGCCUUCUUCACGAGAUACAGCUUUAACAAUAGCAGCAGACAAAGGCCACUACAAAUUCUGCGAGCUACUUAUUAAUAGGGGAGCCCAUAUUGAUGUUCGUAACAAGAAAGGAAACACACCACUCUGGCUGGCAGCAAAUGGUGGUCAUUUCGAUGUGGUGCAGUUGCUGGUACAAGCAGGUGCUGAUGUGGAUGCUGCAGAUAACCGGAAAAUUACACCUCUUAUGUCAGCAUUUCGCAAGGGUCAUGUAAAAGUUGUGCAGUAUUUGGUGAAAGAAGUCAAUCAGUUUCCUUCUGAUAUUGAAUGCAUGAGAUACAUAGCAACUAUCACUGAUAAGGAACUAUUGAAAAAAUGUCACCAGUGUGUUGAGACAAUUGUGAAAGCUAAAGACCAGCAAGCUGCUGAAGCAAAUAAGAAUGCAAGUAUCCUGCUGAAGGAGCUCGAUUUAGAAAAGUCAAGAGAGGAGAGCAGAAAACAGGCUCUUGCAGCUAAGAGAGAGAAAAGAAAGGAAAAAAGAAAAAAGAAGAAAGAGGAACAAAAAAGAAAGCAGGAAGAAGAUGAAGAAAACAAACCUAAGGAGAAUUUAGAGUUACCAGAGGAUGAUGAUGAAGAGGAGAAUGAUGAAGAAGCAGAGCAAGAAGUUCCCAUAGAGCCUCCUAGUGCAACCACUACCACAACAAUUGGGAUCUCUGCCACAUCUACUACAUUUACCAAUGUGUUUGGAAAAAAGAGAGCCAACGUGGUAACAACCCCCAGCACCAAUCGAAAAAAUAAGAAAAACAAAACAAAAGAGACACCUCCAACUGUGCAUUUAAUUUUGCCAGAUCAACAUAUAUCACUAGCACAACAAAAGGCAGAUAAAAAUAAAAUAAAUGGAGAACCAAGAGGUGGUGGUGGUGGUGCAGGUGGAAAUAGUGAUUCUGAUAAUCUGGAUAGCACAGAUUGUAACAGUGAGAGCAGCAGUGGUGGUAAAAGCCAAGAGUUAAACUUCACAAUGGAUGUAAAUUCGUCUGGUGAUAGAAGAUACACAUCGCUGCUAAUUCAUUCCCAUGAAGAAAAGACUAGCACUACCACUUCCAAAAUUCAAACAAGACUCGAAGGUGACGCUAAUCCUAAUGCAUUGUCUACAAGCUAUAAAUCAGUGUCAUUGCCAAUGAAUUCUCCAAACAUCAAGCUAAAUCUUACCAGCCCUAAGAGAGGCCAGAAGAGAGAAGAAGGAUGGAAAGAAGUUGUACGGAGGUCAAAGAAACUGUCUGUCCCAGCCUCAGUUGUGUCCAGGAUAAUGGGAAGAGGUGGAUGCAACAUUACUGCAAUACAAGAUGUCACUGGUGCACAUAUUGAUGUGGAUAAACAGAAAGAUAAGAAUGGUGAACGAAUGAUCACAAUAAGGGGUGGCACAGAGUCAACAAGGUAUGCAGUUCAGCUUAUUAAUGCUCUUAUUCAAGAUCCCGCUAAGGAGCUAGAAGAUUUAAUUCCUAAAAAUCACAUCAGAACCCCUGCCAGCACCAAAUCAAUUCAUGCAAACUUUUCAUCUGGAGUAGGUACCACAGCUGCUUCAAACAAAAAUGCGUUUCCUUUGGGCGCUCCAGCUCUUGUAACUUCACAGGCAACCACACUAUCUACUUUCCAGCCCACCAAUAAACUGAAUAAGAACGUUCCAGCAAAUGUACGUUCUUCUUUUCCAGUUUCUCUUCCUUUAGCUUAUUCCCAUCCUCAUUUUGCCUUGUUGGCUGCCCAAACUAUGCAACAGAUCCGGCAUCCUCGCUUACCUAUGGCCCAGUUUGGAGGAACCUUUUCACCCUCUCCUAAUACUUGGGGACCAUUCCCAGUGAGACCAGUUAACCCAGGAAGCACCAAUAGUUCUCCAAAGCAUAACAGUGCAGGUCGCCUACCUAACCAAAAUGGAAAUAUUUUACAGUCAGAAUCUACUGGACUAUCUGCUACUAGCUGUCCUAUCACUGUGUCUUCUGUAGUUGCUACCAACCAACCUCUAUGUGUUACUAAUAGCCGGACUCCUUCAUCAGUCAGAAAGCAGUUGUUUGCCUGUGUUCCUAAGACAAGUACCAUGGCAACAGUAAUCUCUACUGUGACAAGCACCUGUAGUUCUCUGCCUUCUGUUUCCUCUGCACCUAUCAGCAGUGGACAAGUUCCCACAGCAUUUCUACCCUCUAGUGCUCCACAAACACAAAUUUCUGUACAUAAAACAGACUCUUUCUCUGCUAUGUCAACUCCCAAAGAGAAGGUGUCCACGCAAGACCAGCCUGUGGGAAACCUGUGUACCCCAUCUUCAGUUGCAAAUAAUUGUAGUAUCUCUGCCAGCAACAACCCAGGAACCCUAGAAACCCGCUCUUCUAGUAGUCCUGCUCCUCUCAAUAACACACAGGAGGAGGUACUGCCAGCAAAUAUAUCCGAUUUAAGUCCUAUGUCAUUGCCUUUUGCAUCUAACUCAGAGCCUGCUCCAUUAAGUUUAGCGUCUCCUCGAUCAGUUGCUGCUGAUAAUCAGGACACCAGUAAUUUACCUCAGUUAGCUGUACCAGCACCUCGAGUUUCUCACCGAAUGCAGCCUAGAGGUUCUUUUUAUUCAGUGGUACCCAAUGCAACUGUACACCAGGAUCCACAGUCUAUUUUUGUUACCAAUCCAGUUCCUUUAACACCACCUCAAGGUCCACCAUCUGCAGUGCAGCUAUCCUCAGCCAUGAACAUUAUGAACGGUUCUCAGAUGCACAUUAACCCAGCAAAUAAAUCUUUGCCACCCACGUUUGGUCCGGCCACACUUUUCAAUCACUUUAGUAGUCUUUUUGAUAGUAACCAGGUGCCAGCUAACCAGGGUUGGGGAGAUUGCCCAUUGUCUUCACGAGCUGCCACAGAUCCAUCUUUCACUGUUCAGUCAACUUUCCUGGGUAACUCUGUUCUUGGACACUUAGAAAAUGUGCAUCCUGAUAACUCUAAGGCACCUGGAUUCAGACCACCUUCCCAGCGAGUUUCUACUAGUCCGGUUGGGUUACCAUCCAUUGAUCCAUCUGGCAACUCCCCAUCUUCUUCUUCAGCUCCUCUGACAAGUUUUUCCAACAUACAAGGAACACGGGUUUUUCUACAAGGUCCAGCACCUGUUGGGACUCCCAGUUUUAACAGACAACAUUUUUCACCCCAUCCUUGGACAAGUGCUUCAAAUUCAUGUGACUCUCCUAUUCCAUCUGUUUCCUCGGGAUCAUCUUCACCCCUUUCAGCUACUUCUGCACCGCCAACAUUGGGCCAGCCAAAAGGAGGUAACCCCAGUCAAGAUAGAAAAGUACCUCCCCCCAUUGGAACUGAGAGACUUGCUCGGAUUCGACAGGGAGGUUCUGUUACACCAACACCUCUGGGGACUAACUUCACAGCACCUGUUGGACAUAGUGGUAUCUGGUCAUUUGGAGUCAAUAGUGUGUCAGAAGGUCUUUCUGGUUGGUCACAGCCUAUGAUGGGGAAUCACCCACUACAUCAGCAGCUCUCAGAUCCAGGCACUUUCUCUCAGCACCAGCCAUUGGAAAGAGAUGAUUCGGGAAUGGUGGCUCCCUCUAACAUUUUCCAUCAGCCUAUGGCAAGCAGUUUUGUUGAUUUUUCUAAAGGUCUGCCAAUUUCCAUGUAUGGAGGCACCAUAAUACCCUCACAUCCUCAGCUGGCUGAUGGUCCAGGAGGCCCUCUGUUUAAUGGACUUCAUAACCCAGAUCCUGCUUGGAAUCCUAUGAUAAAAGUUGUCCAAAACUCAACAGACUGUACUGAUGCUCAACAGAUUUGGCCUGGCACGUGGGCACCUCAUAUUGGAAACAUGCAUCUCAAAUAUGUCAACUAAAUUAGAAGGUCUUUUUUCUCUUUAGCCUUGUUUGGGAAACCUAUGACCUUGGAAGAACCCUGGGAUUUUUAAAAAUGUGCCUAACUAAGCAAUUUUCUGUGUGGGCUUUAACAAUGGAAAUUUGAUUGCCCAUUGUGUAAGAACAAAUUGAUUUCCUAUCCAACUGAUUCUGUUCUCCAGUUAGUUUAGCCAUUUUGAACUUAAAAUCAGAUGAACCUAGUGCUUUUGGCUAAACAGUACUGAAUGCUACUUGUCUGCAGAAGAGAACUAGAUGAUUACAUGAUUUCAACCUUUUAGGGUGGUAAAUACAUGUAUAAUUGUUUACAUACUUAAAAGGAAAAAAAGUUGAGUAAAUUUCAUGUCGUAUAGUGGCUCUACUUUAUGUAGCCUGUAUUAAUGUGAAAUAUUUACCUGAAUAUUCAAUAAAAAGAUGAACAGUA